Messenger RNA from Arachis ipaensis, 731 nucleotides. The record is from RefSeq and is a predicted model, not a curated record. NCBI's taxonomy places the organism in Eukaryota, Viridiplantae, Streptophyta, Magnoliopsida, Fabales, Fabaceae.
UGGUCUAUAUUGAUAGACGGUGCAGAUACUUGUAUUCUUUUUCUCGUGGAAACUUGAAUAAGUUGUUCGCAUUCAUAUCUUUUUCUUGCGCUGACUCUUUUUGUCAAGUAUAUCAUUUUUAUCUAGAGGCAACUAGUUAGAUUUACAUAAUUGAUUCCUUUUACAAUGCUAAGAUUCUAAGGAACACAAAAACCUGGUUAUUGUAUAUAUGGUCUUGCUGGAUUCUGAGAGAAAUAAUGCUACUCAGAAAAGAAAUGAAAAAAAGUAAGCCGGAUUUUAUCACUGACUUGAAUAAGAGUUGCCUUUCUACAGAUGUUGACAGGCUUACGUAUUCAGUGUUGCCUCCUGAUAAUGGUAUUGGGGAAGUUGGUCUGGACUUUGCUUUAGCCCAAGUCAAUGGUCUAUGGCAGCUCUUGCACAUAGCUUUUGCAAAGCGACCUAUAUUUAUGACCAGGACAUACAUGUUUGUACAUUACGACCAUAAAGAUUCUGUACAGUUCUUCAACACUUUUAUCUUAAAUUUUUAUGGAAAUAGGAAUAACUAUGUGCCCUUAAGAGGGCUAGAGGAAGGAGGAACAGUAAAAGACUUAGGAUUUAAGUUGUAUUAUUUCUGUAUUUUUUUUCAAUUUUUAGUUUUGGAAUUUGAACUCGAGAUUUAUUUUGUAUCUGAGUAUUAGUUUUUUAAUGUAUAAAAUAAUUAUAGCAAAAAUUAUAUGUCACAAAUUAUUGUU